UCCUCACCCCACAGGCCACACCCGUCCACCCCCCGUAACAUUAACUCCUUUGUUCAGCUUGACACUCCAUUGCAGAGGGAGGGUAUAGCUGGUGACAGAGAGAAAUGGGCGAGGAGGCCAAUUGCAACGUCGCGAUGGAGUCCGCUGCGCCCAAGGAGAACGGCCACACCACCGGUGGCGCCGCGGCGGAGGCCAAGGCCGCCGCCGCCUGGGCUGAGAUCGCCGUCACCGACGCCGCGGCGGUGCCAAAGCCGACGCCGCCGCCUGCGGCCGUGGCCGUCGACCCCCGGCUUCAGGGCAUCUCCGACGCCAUCCGCGUCGUCCCCCACUUCCCCAAGCAAGGCAUCAUGUUCAACGACAUCACGCCGCUGCUGCUGCGCCCGGGGGUGUUCAAGGACGCCGUCGACAUCUUCGUCGAGCGCUACCGCGGCAUGGCCAUCGCCGCCGUCGCCGGGAUUGAGGCUAGGGGGUUCAUAUUUGGCCCGGCGAUCGCGCUGGCAAUUGGCGCCAAAUUCAUACCGUUGCGUAAGCCCAAGAAACUCCCAGGCGAGGUGAUUUCUGAGACGUAUGUUCUCGAGUACGGGACCGAUUGCUUGCAGAUGCAUGUUGGCGCCAUUGAACCUGGUGAGCGUGUGCUGAUCGUUGAUGAUCUGGUUGCAACUGGUGGGACACUUUGUGCUGCUAUAAGGCUUCUUGAACGCGCUGGAGCUGACGUUGUUGAGUGCGCGUGUCUCAUUGGGCUCCCAAAAUUUAAGGAUUUCUACAAGCUCAAUGGCAAACCAGUUUAUGUGCUGGUGGAGUCCCGCGAAUAUGAAAAAUAAAGAGAUUGAUGAUCAGGUCAGCCUCACUGGCAUUUGAAACUUAACAAUAGAAUGCACAUGGCUUCAUUCCUUACAAAUUGCAAGUGAGCGCUGGACGGAUAUCGACAAGUCUGCGGUACAUUAUUAAGGCUAAGCUAGCUGCUAAGUAUUAGAGGGGAGGUGAGAGAGAGCGAGAGAGAGAGAGAUUGGUGAGUGGGGAGUAGUUCUUGUAGGCUGAGUAGUACUAGUUUUUUCAGGGGCACUGAAAAAAGAGCUUGUAGUUUCUGUCGGGAACACCGAUUACUAGCUGAAACAUCAUCAGUUCUGUUCUUCUUCCAUUGUUGAUUAAAAUUUCCGUGGUUUCGAUC
Molecule: messenger RNA, 1168 nt
Organism: Oryza sativa Japonica Group (Japanese rice)
Lineage: Eukaryota; Viridiplantae; Streptophyta; Magnoliopsida; Poales; Poaceae
Product: adenine phosphoribosyltransferase 4
Biological process (GO): adenine salvage
Cellular component (GO): cytosol; cytoplasm
Molecular function (GO): adenine phosphoribosyltransferase activity
Source: RefSeq, a predicted model, not a curated record